GAUAGUAUAGAAAUAUCUAUAAUCACGUCUAAUCGAACGUCGUGAUUCGUUCGUAAAAAGCAUCUGUCCCGUACUGAUGAAACGAUCGCCUAAGUCGACGAUCACGGAAACAGCAGUUGACAAAUCCUUCUGUGUGUGAUAUUUUAAAAAGCCAAGCGUCAGUUCACAAUGAGCUUCCUAUUUGGAAGCCGGUCAUCAAAAACCUUUAAACCAAAGAAGAAUAUCCCAGAAGGAACUCAUCAAUAUGACUUGAUGAAACAUGCUGCGGCUACUCUUGGUUCUGGAAAUCUAAGAUUAGCGGUUAUGCUUCCAGAAGGAGAAGAUUUAAAUGAAUGGGUUGCUGUCAAUACUGUUGAUUUUUUUAAUCAAAUCAAUAUGUUAUACGGUACCAUAACAGAAUUUUGUACGGAAGAAAGUUGUCCAAUAAUGUCAGCAGGUCCAAAGUACGAAUAUCAUUGGGCAGAUGGUCAUACUGUGAAAAAGCCUAUUAAAUGUUCUGCUCCCAAAUACAUUGAUUUUUUAAUGACAUGGGUGCAAGAUCAGUUGGAUGAUGAAACAUUGUUUCCUUCUAAAAUCGGCGUACCAUUUCCAAAGAAUUUUUUGUCAAUUGCAAAAACAAUAUUGAAACGAUUAUUUAGAGUAUACGCACAUAUUUAUCAUCAACACUUCAGUGAAGUUGUACAACUUGGCGAGGAAGCGCAUUUAAAUACAUCUUUUAAACACUUCAUUUUUUUUGUUCAGGAAUUCAAUUUAAUUGAACGACGAGAAUUAGCACCAUUACAAGAAUUGAUAGAGAAGUUAACUGCAAAGGAUGCACGAUGAAUUAUUCAUGUAAUUGUAAACCCAGAAACUCCUCCAAAGAAUCUCACCCGCAUGGUAUUUGCUAACAAAUGUAUAAUUGCUUACAAUAUUAUGAAACCAAUUAUAUUUUUAGAUACAUGAUUUUUAAUCAUAAAGUGUGGGUCAAUGGUGAAAAAGAGCGGUAGAAUUAUUUGAAUUUUAGAAAAAAGGUUAAUUCAUAUCAGAUCUUUUUAUUAUUUAUUUUUUUUCUAUUUUCA
This is a messenger RNA of Polistes dominula (European paper wasp), 1058 nucleotides long. RefSeq names its product MOB kinase activator-like 1 (gene mats). Lineage: Eukaryota; Metazoa; Arthropoda; Insecta; Hymenoptera; Vespidae. The record is from RefSeq and is a predicted model, not a curated record.